AUGGGUGGCUGUUUGGGCACGGUUCCACAGCACCCAAACUACGCCAUGAACGGAGGUUUUCCCAACGGAAUGGAGCUGGGACUGCUUCGCCAGAACAUGCAGGGCUUCAUGGACCCACGCUUUAGUGUCGCCGGCGAUAUGCUCGGUAAUGGCGGCGUGCCCAUGAUGCCGAUGAACGGUAUGGCGCAGAAUAACCGCAUGAGCUACGCUCAGGCUGCCGGUGGUGUGCCUCCUACUCCGCCGACUGGGAUGUGCGGGGGGUACGGUGGCCCACCUGCCCUGCCCUCACGUUGUAACAGCAGUAGCGCCAAGAAGGAGAUCUUCAUCGCGCUACACGACUACUCGGCUCGCACGACGGAGGACUUGUCCUUUCGCAAGGGCGAAAAGUUAGAGAUCCUAAACAUGAUGGACGGGGACUGGUGGCAAGCAAGAAAUAUCGUCACCAAGAAACGUGGCUACAUCCCCUCCAACUACGUGGCACCUGCCUCUUCUCUACAGGCAAAACCGUGGUUCUUCGGGAAAAUCAAGCGAAUGGACGCGGAGCGACAGCUGCUGAAGACCGGAGAACAAGGCUCCUUCCUCGUGAGGGAGAGUGAGAGCAAGCUAGGGGAGUUUUCCCUGUCACUCCGGGACGUCAAUAGUGUGAAACAUUACCGCUUAGGCCGGUGGGCUAACGGCGAGUUUUACAUCAACCGCCGCACGACCUUCCCAGACCUGGCCUCCCUGGUGGACCACUACUCCACCGCCUCCUACGGGCUGUGCUGCACCCUCAGAAAACCACUGGAAGUCAUAGAGAAACCGCAGAUCGAUCUCUGCUACAACUCCAAGGACCAGUGGGAGAUUCCCAGGGAAUCCCUGAAGCUGAUUAAGAAGCUGGGACACGGCCAGUUCGGGGAGGUGUGGCAGGGUGUGUGGAACAACACCACCCCGGUCGCCAUCAAGACUCUCAAGCCGGUUUUGCGCAACAUCCCCUGUCAGUUCCAUGGGCUUUGGUGGUUCUUCGGGAAAAUCAAGCGAAUGGACGCGGAGCGACAGCUGCUGAAGACCGGAGAACAAGGCUCCUUCCUCGUGAGGGAGAGUGAGAGCAAGCUAGGGGAGUUUUCCCUGUCACUCCGGGACGUCAAUAGUGUGAAACAUUACCGCUUAGGCCGGUGGGCUAACGGCGAGUUCUACAUCAACCGCCGCACGACCUUCCCAGACCUGGCCUCCCUGGUGGACCACUACUCCACCGCCUCCUACGGGCUGUGCUGCACCCUCAGAAAACCACUGGAAGUCAUAGAGAAACCGCAGAUCGAUCUCUGCUACAACUCCAAGGACCAGUGGGAGAUUCCCAGGGAAUCCCUGAAGCUGAUUAAGAAGCUGGGACACGGCCAGUUCGGGGAGGUGUGGCAGGGUGUGUGGAACAACACCACCCCGGUCGCCAUCAAGACUCUCAAGCCGGGAUCUAUGUCACCAGACGCCUUCCUUCAGGAGGCCGCUAUCAUGAAGAAGUUACGUCAUCCCAAGUUGAUCCAGCUGUAUGCCGUGUGCACGAUGGAAGAACCUAUCUACAUCGUCACGGAGCUCAUGUCCAACGGCUCUCUCCUCGACUAUCUACAGAGGGAUAAAGGUAAUUCGCUACGUUUGCCAGAGCUGUUGGACAUGGCGACCCAGGUCGCCUCAGGAAUGGCCUACCUGGAGCAGAACAACUACGUACAUCGUGACCUGGCGGCCAGGAACGUCCUCUGUGGUGACAAUAACAUCUGCAAGGUGGCCGACUUUGGACUGUCAAGGUUAAUGAGGGACGGUGAGUACAAUGCCAGUGAGGGCGCCAUGUUCCCCAUCAAAUGGACGGCGCCUGAAGCCGCCCUGUACAGCCGCUUUUCUAUCAAGUCAGACGUCUGGUCCUUCGGCAUCCUGCUGUACGAGCUGGUGACGUAUGGCCGAAUGCCGUACCCGGGCAUGACCAACGCAGAGGUUCUGACCCAGGUGGAGAAGGGUUACCGGAUGCCCUGCUCGCCAGGCUGCCCGGACAGUCUGUACCAGAUCAUGCUGGACUGCUGGAAGAAGGACGAAUGUGAAAGGCCAACCUUCGAGUCGCUGCAGUGGCGGCUGGAGGAUUUCUUCGCGCUACAGGGUAGCGACUACAGCGAGGCAGACGUCAUUAAGUAAACAUUGCCCCGGACACGGCAUCAAAACAUGUCUGGUUUACUGAUCGGUCGUGCAUGGGUAGAAAACAUAAGGUUGACAGGUUGGCCCCUUAUAUGUACUCGACUUUCCACUACAAGGAGAUCGCUGAACGAUGGUUGAGCGAUAGAACUUGAAUUUGGGUGACCCUUGAUCUCUUGAUGUUAUAUUUAAAAUAUAAUGCACGAUGUUAUAAUUUAAAAGGCAAGAAAAACACACAAAACGUGAAAUUCGUUAUUUAUUCAUUCAGAGAUCUGUCUAACAUUUCAUCGCACAGCCGCAGUAGCUUCUAGUGAAAAGGGGACAUAUCUAACAGAAAACAUCAGUGUACCUUGACACUAUACUAUUCCCGUACGUAUGCUAAAACAACGAAAACAAUGAGAAAUUGAUCCAGUAAUACCAAGUGAACCAUUAAUCUAUGUUAUAAUCUGCAUCAUUUCCACUCACAAUUAACAAUUAUAACAAAAAAUCAAUAUUUUGGUAGUGAGAAUUAAUUUUAAAAUCAAAUGGUGUGAUUUGUCAAAUCUAUUAUUUUAGUAAUAGUAACUUAGAAUAAGCAGAAAUACACCAGAUAAGCAAGCCUAGUCAUUGCACAGAAUUGUGAUCAUCAUUCUAAUACAAAUA
Molecule: messenger RNA, 2790 nt
Organism: Branchiostoma belcheri (Belcher's lancelet)
Lineage: Eukaryota; Metazoa; Chordata; Leptocardii; Amphioxiformes; Branchiostomatidae
Product: tyrosine-protein kinase SRK2-like
Exons: 12
Coding region: 1-2151 (716 amino acids)
Biological process (GO): protein phosphorylation; cell surface receptor protein tyrosine kinase signaling pathway; cell differentiation
Cellular component (GO): extrinsic component of cytoplasmic side of plasma membrane
Molecular function (GO): non-membrane spanning protein tyrosine kinase activity; ATP binding; signaling receptor binding
Source: RefSeq, a predicted model, not a curated record